Messenger RNA from Daldinia childiae, 2478 nucleotides. Its product is annotated as Glycerol-3-phosphate acyltransferase. Lineage: Eukaryota; Fungi; Ascomycota; Sordariomycetes; Xylariales; Hypoxylaceae. The record is from RefSeq and is a predicted model, not a curated record. The transcript has 6 exons. Bases 1 to 2478 code for a protein of 825 amino acids. Gene Ontology annotation, cellular component: mitochondrial membrane.
AUGGCCCAAGGCGAUGAUCCGCGCGACUCGGCGCCCGAUCUUCAGAUACUAGGCGAUCAGAUCACCCUUCAACCGAGGAGUUAUGUUGAAGCUCGUCGUCAUGAUGACCAGGAGCCCUUAAUGCACAACAUGGCUCGUUUUCGAUCCGAACCUCUACAAUUCCUGCGCGAAGUGUCCCUAUACGUCUCCGGCACGGGAUGGCGAGCUUACGACAAUUUCAUCGGACAACCUAUAUUCUAUUCUGGCUUCUCCGAGAAGAUGAAGAACGCCGUUGUAUCUGCGCCGCUCCUGCAGAACCGCAUAUCUCAACUGGCCGACAAGAGAUUGGAGCUCGAGGAAAGGGAAGGUUGGCUUAAUAAGGAUGAUAAAGAUUUCGUUACCAAAAAGGCUCAAAGGCGAGCCACCAUAGAGUCGAGCAUUCAAGAGGUUGCGGAAAAGAUGACCAAUGACAUGAUUUGCAAGUUUGAGAGCAAGACAUUUAUUAGAGGCGCAUAUUACCUGGUUACCCAACUGCUCACGCGAGCGUACCAUCAAGGAAUACAUGUUUCCAGCGAAGAAGUUCUACGGUUGAGAAAGGUGGCCGAGAUAGCGGAGAAGAAGAAACAGAGCAUCAUCUUUCUACCUUCCCAUCGAUCCCACGUCGAUUAUGUUUCUAUGCAACUAAUCUGCUACCGAUUGGGGUUGGAACUGCCCGUUGUUGUUGCGGGUGACAAUUUGAAUAUGCCAGUCGUUGGUAGCUUUUUACAGCAUGCAGGCGCGAUGUGGAUUCGGCGGUCCUUCGGCAACGACACUUUAUACACCACUCUUGUACAAGCCUAUAUAGAUACCUUACUUCAGGGGGGAUAUAAUUUCGAGUGUUUCAUCGAAGGCGGACGCUCCAGGACAGGAAAACUUCUCCCUCCUAAAUUUGGCAUUCUCAGCUUUGUACUUGAUAGUUUAUUGUCAGGUCGGGUUGAAGACGCCAUAAUAUGCCCAGUUAGCACCCAAUAUGACAAGGUCAUUGAAACGGAAGGCUAUGUAACAGAACUACUCGGCGUUCCCAAGAAAAAAGAGAAUUUGGCUGAUUUCCUAAGCGGUGGCUCGUCCGUUUUAUCAUUGCAAUUAGGGAGGGUCGAUGUUCGUUUUCACGAACCAUGGAGUCUACGCAAAUAUAUCGACGACCAGCUAACCAAACUCACUAAAUCUCCUGAAACAUUGAAGCUAGAUGUUAAGACCCCCGAGAAUGCCGCUCUCAAACAAAAACUACUCCGAACAAUGGGGUACAAGGUCCUAUCGGAUAUCAACGAUGUAUCUGUAGUGAUGCCUACGGCGUUGAUCGGCACCGUACUGCUUACCCUUAGAGGCCGUGGUGUAGGCAAGUCAGAACUUAUGAGGCGGAUUGAAUGGCUCAUCGCGCGAGUAGGAGCAAAAGGAGGCCGCGUUGCGCAUUUCGGAAACUCCCCCUUAUCCGACGUUAUAGAACGAGGAUUAGAUGUCCUAGGGAAAGAUCUCGUCGGUGUCGUGCAGGGUCUAGCAGAACCAACAUACUACGCCGUGGAUAGAUUUCAACUCUCCUUUUACCGCAACAUGACGAUCCACCUAUUCAUUUCAGAAGCGCUCAUCAGUGCCAGCAUGUACACGCGCGUCAAAUUAGGCGGAGGGCCAGCUCAUCAGGAAAUACCUUAUGAUACUUUACGGGAUCAGGUUUUAUUCCUUUCAUCACUUUUCCGUGGGGAAUUCAUCUUCCCGGGCGAAGGAUUAGCAGUGAACUUGGAAAAGACUUUAGUCGGAUUAGAAGAUGACCGUGUUCUCAACCUGAAGAGAGACGAACAGGGUAACAUCUUAAGCAUUGGGCUUGCAGAUGAAGAGAGGGUCGCUGGAAGAGAAAACUACGAUUUCUAUUGCUUCCUAAUAUGGCCGUUCAUUGAGUCUACAUGGCUUGCCGCUGUCUCGCUGAUGGGACUUACACCUCCCCUCUUGCAGCAAGACAGUGGUGUUUGGAUUGAAGUUGCCAAGGCACACAAUACAGCACAGUUGCUCGGUAAAACCCUCUAUCACCAAGGCGACUUAAGCUAUUUCGAGGCGGUGAAUAAAGAAACAUUGAAGAAUUCUUACCAACGAUUCGAAGAAGAAGGUAUCAUCUACGUGGUCAAAUCAAAGGACUCAAAGGUCGCCCCUCGUUUGCGCCUCGCCUCCGAAUGGAUGCCGUCUCGCGAUCCUGCCAAGUCAGGUGCCCUGCAGCCGUCAGGUAGACUGUGGAACUUCAUUGAACGCAUUGCCUCUAGCAGGCGCGAAGGCAAGAACCGAAGAGACGGUGCCACAGUCAGCACUCGAGUCUUACGACUCGCAGAAACGCUAGGCGCAAAGUUAUUCGAAGAGGCAACUAAUCCACAAAGCCAAGCCGAGGCGAAACUAAAUAAUGAAGAAGCAGCGAAACUCAAGAAAGCUGUCAAGGCGGAAAGGAAGAGACGUCGGUUGGAGGGUAGGGCACGUUUGUGA